Rangifer tarandus platyrhynchus (Svalbard reindeer) is the source of this 2313-nucleotide messenger RNA. The record is from the annotation of a GenBank genome assembly. NCBI's taxonomy places the organism in Eukaryota, Metazoa, Chordata, Mammalia, Artiodactyla, Cervidae.
AUGCGGGGAGAAGAGAGUCUCCAGAUGUUGGCGCCGACUGAAGGUGGCAGCCUCCCGCUGGUGGACAUGAAUGCUUGUGAGACCAAGGCCCCCGAGUUGUGGGACUAUGUCCUUGUGGUCGAUCGUCGCGCCCAGAGAAACCCCGGGCAGGUCCAGCGGCAGCGGCAGUUCCUGGAAGAGCUUGAGAACCAAGGCUUUCACUACAAGGCAAUGGAGGACCAGGAGAAGGAGUUCUUUGGGAUCCGAGCUGACAACAGGAUCCUUGACCGGUACCAGAGACUUAUGGAGCCCGAGGAUACUGUCCCCAGAGGGGAGCUGUCCAGGCCAACUUCCAUCCGAGCCACCAACAGAAUCCGAAUUGUCAACUUUGUCCUGAAGAGCAAGACGGCAACGGGUGACACGCUCCAGGAUUUGGUGAAGGAUGGGGUCUUUGAGGACGGGUUCCCCUUGCACAAGGGGGAGGAACACCUAAAGAAGAAAUGGGCCCGGUGGAGAAGCAUGUUCCAAAGGCAGCCAAUUAGUGAUAUCAGGGACUACUUUGGAGAGAAAGUGGCCUUGUACUUCGCCUGGCUCGGCUGGUACACCUACAUGCUGGUACCCGCCGCAGUGGUGGGCCUCAUCGUCUUCCUGAGCGGGUUUUCCCGAUUCGAAGCCAGCCAGAUCAGCAAGGAGAUCUGCAAGGCCCACGACAUCUACAUGUGCCCUCGUGGCGACCAUAACCGCAGGUUCCAGCGGCUCUCAGACACCUGCGCCUAUGCCAAGCUCACCCACCUCUUCGACAACGAGGGCACCGUGCUGUUCGCCAUCUUCAUGGCGCUGUGGGCCACCGUGUUCCUGGAGAUGUGGAAGCGGGAGCGAGCCCGAGUGGUCCUGCGGUGGGAGCUGUACGGCUGGGAUGAGGACCAGGAGGAAAUGGCUCUGGGGCUCAUCAACUGCCCGGACUACCAGCCGCGGCUGCACCAGCACUCCUACCUGCGGAGCACCAUCAUCCUCCUCCUGUCUCUCUUGAUGAUCUGCCUUAUGAUCGGCAUGGCCCACGUUCUGGUGGUCUACCGAGUCCUAGCUGCUGCCCUCUUCAACUUGGCCUUGCCCUUCCUGGGGGAGCAGGUGACCACAGCUGUGGUGGUGAGCGGGGCCCUGGUUCACUAUGUGAUCAUCCUCAUCAUGACCAAGAUCAACAAAUAUGUGGCCCUGAAGCUUUGUGACUUUGAGAAACCCAGGACCUUCUCAGAGCGAGAGAGCAAGUUCACUAUCAAGUUCUUCACUCUGCAGUUUUUUGCUCACUUCUCCUCCCUUAUCUACAUCGCCUUCAUCCUGGGCAGGAUCAAUGGACACCCCGGGAAGACGGUGCGCCUGGCAGGGCUGUGGAAGCUAGAGGAGUGCCACCUCAGCGGCUGCAUGAUGGACCUGUUCGUGCAGAUGGCCAUCAUCAUGGGUCUGAAGCAGACGCUCAGCAACUGCAUGGAGUAUCUGAGACCGUGGCUGGCGCACAAGUAUCGCUCCUUGCGGGCCCCGUCUCAGGACCCCGAACUGGGUCACUGGCAGCGCAACUACCGCCUGAAUCCAGUCUACACCUUCAGCCUGUUCGAUGAGUUCAUGGAGAUGAUGAUCCAGUACGGCUUCACCACCAUCUUCGUGGCCGCCUUCCCGCUCGCCCCGCUGCUCGCGCUCUUCAGCAACCUCGUGGAGAUCCGCCUGGACGCCAUCAAGAUGGUCCGGCUGCAGCGGCGCCUGGUGCCACGCAAGGCCAAGGACAUCGGGACCUGGCUGCAGGUGCUGGAGAUCAUCGGUGUGCUGGCGGUCAUCGCCAAUGGGAUGGUCAUCGCCUUCACGUCUGAGUUCAUCCCCCGCGUGGUGUACAAAUACCGCUAUGGCCCCUGCCGGAGCGGGGCCCAGUCUGAAGUCGACUGCUUCACGGGCUACGUCAACCACAGCCUGUCCGUGUUCUACACCAAAGACUUCCAGGAUCCUGCCAAAAUCGAGGGCUCUGAGAAUGUGACUGAGUGCAGGUACCGGGACUAUUUCUCUGCUCAGGACUCCAACUUCUCAGAGCAGCACUGGUUCCUCCUGGCGAUCCGCCUGGCCUUCCUCAUCCUCUUUGAGCACGUGGCCUUAUGCAUCAAGCUCAUUGCGGCCUGGUUCGUGCCUGACGUCCCACAGUCUGUGAAGAACGAAGUCCUGAAGAAGAAGUACCAGAGACUGGAGCUAAAGAGGUGGAGAGGCAGGGCUGGCUGGGGGUGGAGAGGGGCUGGGGUGGGCCCACUCAGCCCCUUUCCUGCCUCCAGCUGCAGCCCCAGGAGCACAGACGUGUAG